UCCCUUUGUUGGCCCUUAAAAUGAACAUACACGUAUACGUUUUCUUUCCCAACAGAUGUCACAACGUAAAUAUUAAAUACAUAAUACAAAAUUCACCUUCAUAUAAUCUUCUUCUACUCAAAAUCAUAAUAGAUAAAUAAAUAUAUAAUUUCAUUAUAUGCUCUGUGAUGGGAUCAUAUAAAACUCUCUGCUCUGCUUGCUUCCCACCCAGCCAGGUCUCUCGCGUUUCACUUAUUAUUAGUUAUUACUAAGCGCCAAUCUCUCCCAUUACACUCUUGUGCCGUGAGUUUCUGAACCCACAAUCCACUUAUAUAACGCCAAAACAAAAAUAUCACCCGAUGGUGGCGGUGGCCGACGGUGGCUGCGCUUGCUACUCCCCCUUAUCGAAUACCCAGUUGCACAAAAUAUGGGAGGCUGAGCUAAACGACGACGUCCCAUUAGACGAAAAUGGGCACCCCCUGGAGCCAGUGCUACUAGCUUCGGUCAAAGAAGAAGAAGAACACGUAACUUCGUCGUCUUCUCCCACCUCGGACCACCCUCAGCUCAUUCCUUCACCGCCUUCGUCUCCGGACGGUUUUGUAGAUGACGAGAAUAAGCCGAGCCAGUUAGCGAAAAUCAAAGAAGAGGUCAUCCAUAAUGAUGUUUAUGAAAACGAGCAGGGAGAUAAUAUCGUUAAUGGUGGGUGUUCUUCGACGUCUCCGCUCGAUUUUCCUGUGCCGAUGGAAGGGUUACACGAGGCCGGACCACCGCCGUUCCUGAACAAGACAUUUCAAAUGGUGGACGACCCAGGUACUGAGUCAAUCGUUUCAUGGGGCCAAGCUCGAGAUAGCUUCAUCGUUUGGGACUCCCAUGAGUUCUCCAAAAAUCUUCUCCCAAAAUACUUUAAACACUGUAAUUUCUCAAGCUUCAUUCGCCAACUCAAUACUUACGGAUUUAAGAAAAUCGACCCAGAUCGUUGGGAGUUCGCGAACAAAGGGUUUCAGGGAGGAAAAAAGCAUUUGCUGAAGAACAUUAAGAGAAGAAGCAAAUACAAUAGACAACUAAACGAAGCCCUGACUCUUCCCAUGUCCGAUUCUGCAAAAUCCGGUUUGGAAUCCGAAAUUGACACUCUGAAGGAGGAUCAAAGCUCAUUGAGAACCGAAAUCCUAAAUCUGAGAAGAGAACAGAACAACUCCCAGUGCCAAAUCACCUCCGCGGAAGAGAGGAUUCGAUGCGCCGAGUUUCGUCAGCAGCAGAUGCUGCUGUUCCUCACGAAGACCAUUCUUGAUUCCAAAUUCGUUCAUCAACUGAUCCAUAAGAGAACGCAGAAGAAAGAGACCAUCGACGCUGGCCAAAUCGCCAAGCGUCGCCGGGUUCUUCCCUGUGGAGAAGAACAAGAACAGAUUACGAUUCAAUCUAUUCCCGCCGGAAAAUGCCCUGAGACUGAGAAUGCGCCGGCGCCUUUUGUGAGCUCCACGGAAGAGGAAUCAGAUGGUGGUAGCGGUUCCGGUUCGGAGGUGUUGUCUGUUUAUAAUGUCGUAUCUGAGAAUCUUCUGGACGACACGUCGUUUUAUGAUGAAGAAUUAGCGGUGAACGACUCAACGAUUUAUCACGAGUUGGAGGAUUUGAUUGAUGAGAAGCAUGAGGAGGACUGGAAUGCUGGUUUUUUUGGCUCAAUUCUUUGAGUUUGGUUGAGCUCACUCACAAUCAGAGGAGGUUGCAUUUCGACUCUGAAAAUCUAACGCAUAGAAAAGAGAAGACGUUUGUUUUGGAAAUAGAAGAGGAAGCAUAUUAAGUAAUUACUUUUUUGGGUAGAUAUGAUGUUCUUUUGAACAGUUCGAAAUGUUGAUAUCCUUGAAUAGUUUUAUUUUGUUGUUAUCGUUUAUUUUGUAGGGUAAAGAUUAUGAGCAUGAAAUUGUGUGCAUAUAAAACUUCAGCUCAGGUCAGAUGUGCAUAUAUUUUGGUGGUUUGUGAAUCAAGUAAGAAUGUGUAAUAGGUACAUAUUCCAAUAUCCUGCCUCAUUUUUAGUUCUACUCAUAUAGCUUUUCUAA
Molecule: messenger RNA, 2030 nt
Organism: Humulus lupulus (European hop)
Lineage: Eukaryota; Viridiplantae; Streptophyta; Magnoliopsida; Rosales; Cannabaceae
Product: heat stress transcription factor A-9-like
Exons: 3
Coding region: 339-1664 (441 amino acids)
Biological process (GO): regulation of transcription by RNA polymerase II
Cellular component (GO): nucleus
Molecular function (GO): RNA polymerase II cis-regulatory region sequence-specific DNA binding; DNA-binding transcription factor activity
Source: RefSeq, a predicted model, not a curated record